AAAAUGGCUCAAGGCUCUAGCUUGAUGUGUCUCGUUUUUAGUACCCAGUCAUGCUCCGUCAUAUCUCACGUCUGAUCCGAAGCUACUCUCGUAACUUACCUAUACUUAAAAGAAAGUGCAAUCAUCGCAUGUUUUGAAUUUAAAAAAGCCUCUGAUCUUUUAACAAUUCAUUCUUAUUUUUUGACAGAGUCUUUUAUAUUCAAAUAACGGGUCUGAGAUUCUUCCGUCGAUUUUUUACAUUACCCGUUCGGUUUCUGUGCGGUUGGUUAUAGAUGCUCAAAUUAAAGGUUAAUAGCUGUAUUUAAUUUCUUCAUAAUAUUUAUAUAGAAUUCCUGGCUGAUCUCUUCGGUGUUUCUUCUUUUACUAACAUUACCUGCACUUUUUUAUUUUUGUGAUUAUGGCUUCGUCAUCCAGUGGUUGCCAAGUAGUGAAAAAACAUGGAGUGUCAUCGCUCUUUUUGAUUUCACUUAUUAUCCUUAUGGCUCAGGUUGUGUCUUACUUUCACAAUUCCUUAUUAGCUCCAGUUGACAGCCUUUACAAACCUGAUGGUUCUCCUCAACUAUCUGAGAAGGAAAUUAUGAGACAUGUAACUGAGCUCUCCGAAAAUAUUGGUUAUCGAAUUCUCGGUACUGUUGAAGAGGAUCUUGCUCGCGAAUAUAUCAUGAACGAGAUUUUAGCUAUCCAGAAGAAUUUGGAGGAUAGUCCUUUUUCAAACACUCAUCAGAUUGAAAUUUACUACGAGACAGGCGAUGGUGCCCAUCUUUUCGACUUUAUGAACAAACACGUCAUCAAAAAGUACCAUGGUUUAAGGAAUAUCGCUGUUCGACUCAGUAACGGAACCGAUGCUUCCAAAGAAGAAGCUGUUUUAGUAAAUGCUCAUGUUGAUUCCACUUUACCUAGUCCUGGUGCUACAGAUGAUGCCCUGGCUGUGGGCAUUCUUUUGGAAAACUUGCGUGUUCUUUCCUCUCAACCCAUCCCUUUGACACAUUCUGUGGUUUUCCUCUUUAACGAUGCUGAAGAGUCCUUGCAGGAUGCUUCUCAUAUGUUUAUCACCCAGAGUGUUAUCAAGGAUUCCGUAAAAUGCGUCAUCAAUCUUGAAGCUUGUGGAACUACCGGUGCAGAAAUAUUGUUCCAAGCUACAAGUAAUGAAAUGAUUAAAGCAUACUCUCAUGCUCCACGUCCAUUUGGUACCGUUUUAGCCGAUGAUGUUUUUCGUACCGGGAUUAUCAUUAGUGACACGGAUUUCCGCCAAUUCGUACAAUACGGAAAUCUUACUGGGUUAGAUAUGGCCGUUGUUCAAAACAGUUACCUUUACCAUACAAAGAAGGAUAGUCCCCCCUAUAUCAGCCCUGGUACUGCUCAACAAUUUGGCGAAAACGUUCUGGCUAUCCUUCAAUACUUAACGUCAUCCAAGGCUGACAUGGACAAUUUGAGUACUUCUGAUACCGUCUACUUUUCGAUUUUUAAUCGGAUUUUUUUCAUGUAUUCCAGUAUGACUGCCCGUAUCAUAAAUGCUACUGUUGGUGGUUUGGGAAUUUACCUUGCUAUACGGGGAUCUGAAUCUAUAUUUUUGCCAUUUUUGUUUCAGCUUUUUACGGUAAUAAGUGCAUUCUUCUUCCCUAACCUCUGGGCAUACGUAUAUGGCAACGUCCUUGACAAAGGAAUGAGUUGGUUCCGUAAUGAGAAUUGGCCAUUAUUUAUUUAUUUGCCUGUCGUUAUCGCUUCCGUGAUUAUUUCCUCUUGGUUCAACAGAAAAUCGGAAUAUCAAACUUUUAAGGCCACCGUUUUAGUAUUUUCUCUCAUGGCCUUCAUUCCCUUGCCCUCUGCUUAUCUUGCUACACUUAUAGACUUUUUUAUGAUCCUUGCUUUAUUAAUUAACGACUUCCUUUUUAAGAACCAAAAAGAAGUCCACUUUCUGUGUUACGUGAUUGGAUCGAUUGGUUCUUUAACUGCUGGUCUUGAGGCCAGUAUUACAAUGCUUGAUAUCUUUGUGCCUCUUACUGGUCGUAUUGGAAUCGAAAAGGUUGCUGAUAACAUUAUUGGUACUGUUUGUACUUGCUCUUUCUUUAUUAGCUUCCCUCUUCUUUCAUCAUGGAUUCAACGCAUACGUUCUCCUUGCAUUCUAAAGUUUGGUUUUCUGUUGUCUAUACUAGUGGCUCUCGUUAGCUCAUACAUAUUAGGAGGUCAAGAUACUUACUAUGAUGCUUUACACCCCCGAAGAGUUUUUCUUCAACACAUGGAAAACGUUACGUCAAACGAAUUUUCUUUACAUGUUGCAGCUGCUGAUUCUGCUCCAGGAUUUGAGCAACUCGUGUCUAACUUGGCUAGUAAAAUAUCUGACGAACCAAUUGUUAAAACGGAAAUCGACGAUUGGAAUUCGGAUUGGGACACAGUGUAUCCUUUCAGUCAGUUUCUAGGAUCCUAUCGCAUUCCUCUAAAUGAAGAACCUAACUUUGAACAGAAACCCCGCCUGUCUUUCUCAAACAAGGUUGUAGCGAAUGGAAUUGCCAAUGUUACUGUAACAGUUGAUCAUCCCGGCUUGAUCUGGACAGUUAUCUCUUUUGAUGCAGAUUUAAUAUCUUGGUCUUUACCGGAAGUACCAAACGAUGUGCGUAGACAUCAUAUCCGUGAAGUUAGUGCCUACGGCAUUGAUUCCUAUUCUUUUGAUAUGAGCUAUGUUGAUGAACCAAUAUAUUUCGAUUUUGUUGGUCUCAAUGCUAUAGGCCAUUAUCCUUCGAAAUUCGAAGAAGGUAAACAUCUUCCUAGUAUGCACAUGUGCUCCAAGCUAAAUGAAGAUUACUUACCUGAAUAUACUGACGCUCUUUGUAUUGGUGUCGUUUCAGCUGCGUUCCAAUUGGAUUAAAAGGCUUUGCUGAACGUUUCCAAGAAGGUCAUACAUAUAGAAAGCAAAUUUUUAGUGAAGUUACAACACGACUCUUUUCGUAAGAUUUUGGUUAUUCGGAAUAUAGCAUUUUCUUUAGAAAUUAACUAGGUUACUCACUUAUGCUUUUGAUAAGGUCUAUUGAAUUCUAUAUACAUCAAAACGUGCAAAAACCUAACAAUAAUA
This is a messenger RNA of Schizosaccharomyces octosporus yFS286, 3067 nucleotides long. Its product is annotated as peptidase. Lineage: Eukaryota; Fungi; Ascomycota; Schizosaccharomycetes; Schizosaccharomycetales; Schizosaccharomycetaceae. Gene Ontology annotation, biological process: proteolysis. The transcript has a single exon. The record is from RefSeq and is a predicted model, not a curated record. The coding region runs from base 398 to 2863 and encodes 821 amino acids. Gene Ontology annotation, molecular function: metalloexopeptidase activity.